GCAGAGAAUGACUCAUUCGUUGUGGAGUUUCUGACAGAACGAGACGUUCUCGAGACUUUUUGAGUUAUUUAUAUUUCGAGUGCACGUUCGACUUGUACAGUUUGCUUGUCUACUGUUUCAGAAAAAAGCUGGCUUCCAAGGUCACCUUAGCUUCUUCAUUCGGUAUUGUAAACAACAUGGAUACGGCCUUCUUCGAUGACGGACGUUCUUACGUCUCGUCCAGUAAUAAUAAGGAAGAAGUACGCAAACGACUGACCCUAGAUCUGAAUAGUCCACGUCUGAAAAAACCCCGAUUCGACGUGCUUCUCUCAUCUCCCGACCUGAACAUGCUGAAACUGCCUUCCCCAGAGCUGGAAAAAUUGAUUAUGCAGCAAAAUGGACUCUUAUCAGCCACACCGACGCCCGGCGGUUUUGUCUACCCCACACCUACCAGCACCGGUAAUACCAACAGCAGCAGUAGUAGUAAUAAUAAUAACAACCCACGCGCCGUUACGCGCGACCAAGAAAUGUACGUGAGGGGAUUCGACGAUGCCUUGGCCGAGCUACACCAACAAGCUGGAGCUCAACAACAGCAACAGCAGCAAGUCCAGAUCUUGUCUGGUGGCCAGCAACAACCAAACCACCAUUCGCUUUUAGAAACCGGUUCCAGUAUCAGCAGCAACAACGCCCAGGCUGCUGCGCCCUUCGCUGCAGCCGCCGCCCGACCACCCACCUCCCUCUCGCCCUAUCCCAACACUGCCAUGCAUCAGAUUCCUGUGAAGGAGGAGCCUCGGUGUGGAACAUCUCUCAGUAGCUCCCCUCCCAUGUCUCCCAUUGAUAUGGAAGACCAAGAAAGAAUAAAAUUAGAAAGAAAAAGACAAAGGAACAGAAUUGCUGCCUCUAAGUGUCGUAGAAGGAAGCUGGAGAGAAUCGCCAAAUUAGAAGAUAAAGUGAAAAUAUUAAAGAAUGAUAAUAGUGAACUGGGCACCGUUGUGGUUAAAUUGAGACAGCAAGUGUGUGGUCUCAAAGAACAGGUCAUGGAACACAUAAACUGUGGCUGUCAAAUUAUGCUUACAAAUCAGUUCUAAGCACUACAAUUUGACAGUAAGAUUUUGUUUUUUGUUGACUGUGAAACUUAUUGUUGUGAAAACAUGUCAAGUUGUAACAAUUUGAGCAUUCAGAUUCUUUUUUCCUUUGCAAUACUGUGGGUGAUAUGUCCAUUGUGUGUUACCUAUGCAAUACUUUUAUUUGGAUCACCAAUAAUGGUGAUGCUAGUCCCUUCUCACAAACGUUUCAAUGGGCAAAAGAUCGUCGCUUUCUGAACUAAGUUGACCAUUAUAGAUUGAUGUGGAUCUAACAGUUGUUUGCCUUAAAUAAUGUGUCUCACUCCUCAAUUAAAAGCACACAUUUAUCUUCUAACAGUCUUUUAAUAUCCUAAUCGAAGUAUUUUUAUGGGUAUCCAAAUUUGGAUAUCAAAAUGUAUGCUAAAUUAAAUCGAUCGCAUACCGCCCUAUAUCCAUGUACAGUUUUGAUAUUUUCGCUAAAUAAAUUUCAAAGAAAUACA
Daphnia pulex (common water flea) is the source of this 1543-nucleotide messenger RNA. It is a transcript of the gene Jra, whose product is annotated as transcription factor AP-1-like. Lineage: Eukaryota; Metazoa; Arthropoda; Branchiopoda; Diplostraca; Daphniidae. The record is from RefSeq and is a predicted model, not a curated record. Gene Ontology annotation, biological process: regulation of transcription by RNA polymerase II; regulation of cell cycle; regulation of cell population proliferation. Gene Ontology annotation, molecular function: DNA-binding transcription factor activity, RNA polymerase II-specific; transcription factor binding; RNA polymerase II cis-regulatory region sequence-specific DNA binding. The coding region runs from base 177 to 1067 and encodes 296 amino acids. The transcript is spliced from 2 exons. Gene Ontology annotation, cellular component: transcription regulator complex.